Messenger RNA from Oncorhynchus masou masou (cherry salmon), 2698 nucleotides. RefSeq names its product zinc finger protein Helios-like. Gene Ontology annotation, biological process: regulation of transcription by RNA polymerase II. Lineage: Eukaryota; Metazoa; Chordata; Actinopteri; Salmoniformes; Salmonidae. The record is from RefSeq and is a predicted model, not a curated record. Gene Ontology annotation, molecular function: RNA polymerase II cis-regulatory region sequence-specific DNA binding; DNA-binding transcription factor activity.
AUACACAGUCUAUAACUGUUGAAGUGCCCACAUUUUGGCUAAUCAGGGUGUACUUCAUAGAAUAUUAUAGGAUACAUACUGUACAUAAAGGGAAGGUGCGUGCGGGCUGAGGUGAAAAAGUUGACGGGCAAGUUCAGCACAGAGGAAGUAACUACCAAAGCUACGUAUUGAGGAGUGUGCUGCCAUGUUCCUAAACUUUAUUCAGUUUGUAUGCAGGACAGGACCGUGGUAUAUUCAACUGACGUUUUUAUUUUAGGUGUCCUUCUUUUUAAAAAGAGGAGAGUAGACCCUACAUUAUUAAUUGUCUAUCAAAUACAUAUUAGACAACUGGGGGUUGUAAUUUGUAUUUUAGAACGAGGUGCGACUUCCACUGACGAAGAUCCCUGAUUUGCACAGGGGAGACACUGAAAGCUCUCCCCCAACUAUGGAAACAGAGGCAACUGAUGUAUACUCUGCAAGUAACGGAGACUGCCCUCCCAGGAAGACAGAGAACUCUAGAAUGUUGGUGGACCUGUCGGCAAACACACCCAAUGGACAGCAGCUCCAGCAUCCUAAUUCACCCACUGAAAACACAAUCAAACAGGAAGAUGAGACAGAAGAUGAAGGGGACAGGAGGACCACAACAGAGGAUAUGGGCCAAAGCGGGGAAGAGGGAUCGGGUUUGGAGGAGCCCAUGAUUGACAGCCCAAACAACCUACAGGAUGGGGUCCCCGGGUCAGAAGGGUCAUCUGACCCAGGAACUCGGCUGCCCAAUGGUGAUAGGCCGUUCCAGUGUAACCAGUGUGGUGUGUCGUUCACUCAGAAGGGCAACCUGUUGAGACACAUCAAACUGCACACGGGGGAGAAGCCCUUCAAAUGCCCCUUCUGCAGCUACGCCUGCCGCCGUCGUGACGCACUCACAGGCCACCUACGCACACACUCAGUGGGCAAACCACACAAGUGCAACUACUGUGGGCGGAGCUACAAACAGAGGAUUUCAUUGGAGGAGCAUAAAGAGCGUUGCCAUAACUACCUUCAGAGUGUUGCCAUGGAUCCCACCUCCAUCACCGGACCUUAUCCAGGUGAGGUCCCUAAAGAGCAGAGGCCCCUGGCCGAGGCUGUUGCCAGGGCAACCUUCGACCGACCACCAGUCAUCGAGAGACUGCAGAGUAACAUGGGGAAGAGGAAGAGCACCACCCCACAAAAGUUUGUGGGUGAGAAGAUGAUGAGUUACAGUUACCCAGAGAUGAGCUAUGACAUGAGUCUGAAGUAUGAGAAGGAGGCAGAGCUGAUGCAGGCUCACAUGAUGGACCAGGCUAUCAACAAUGCCAUCUCUUACCUGGGCUCUGACUCCCUGAGACCUCUGGUCCACCACCCCCAUCCGCACCACACGCCACACCCAUCCCUCUCAAUGGCUGAGGUGGUAAACAUGGGCAACCCCCUCUUCCACCACGUCUACCCCCUGGAACCAGGGCCAGGGCACCGUAUGGACAGACCAAGCAGCCGGGACGCCCCACCUCAUCCUUCACCUCUGCACCCUCCUCUUCCUGACUUUACUCCCUCGUCCAACGGGCCCAUCGCCCUCACCAGACCCAAGCAGCACCAGCUCCAGGGUACCAGAGAGGAGAGAGAGUGUCCUAGCAACAGUGGGCUGGACUCUGCCGAAUCUACACGGAGCAGCCCACAGGAGAGGCUGGGUUACUACAGGAACCACCGAAACAACCCCCACCCCCGACCCAGGUCCAGACCCAGCCCAGCCAAUGGCGGGAGAGAGGAGGGGCAAGGUGGGGCUGAGAUGGGUGGGGUGGGGUUGACAGCGGAGGUGGUCCGGGGAGAGGCGGCAGAGACGAGUCGGGACGGGGUGCGUGUGUUUGGGCGAGAAGGCCGGGAGGUGAGGGUGUUCCAGUGUGAGCACUGCUGUGUUCUCUUCCUGGACCACGUUAUGUACACCAUCCACAUGGGCUGUCAUGGUUACAGGGACCCGCUGGAGUGCAACAUCUGUGGCCACCACAGUAAGGACCGCUACGAGUUCUCAUCUCACAUCGUCCGCGGGGAACACACCUCCCAGUAGAGGGCUGGACAAGACAGGAGCCAUCCCUCCCCAUCCCCACCCCAGGACUGUGAUGUGGAACUAACUGUGUGUGAUCAAUGCAUCGAACCAAGGCAGAGAAAACUAUCUAACAUUUGCUGCAGCAUAAUGAUACUGACUAUAUAAUUCCAAACAAAUAUAUGAAGGUCUGGGCCAAAUACACAUUUUCAUUUUUUAAGGUGUUUUGAAGAUUGUUGAGAUAUGCAUCUGAAGUGAGGGACUUCUUCGUGUGGGAAAAAGAGGACAAAGAACAAGUACACCUAUUCAGUUUUGUUGUGGUCUGUCUCUGAGAUUGUCAAAGAGCAACUAAUACUGUGAGUAGUUAUAUUAUAGUUUUAUAAGUCGUUUCACUGUCCUUGUCUUGGAUACUGUAUUGUUGCACUUGUUUGCUGCAACACAGACUGCCAUGGAAGAGCUCAACUUGUCAAGGGGCUUUCCCUGACUCCACCACCCAAACCAUUUCAUGCAAUACACAUCUCCUCUGUCUUAUGUCAAAAGCCUUGCUAACUGCAAACUGCUCAGACAUGUUGUCACACCAGCCACAUUAGAGAGGGAGAGAGAGAAGAGCGAGUGAGAGGGAGAGAGAGAGAGAGAGAGAGAGAGAGAGAGAGAGAGAGAGAGAGAAGAGCG